Molecule: messenger RNA, 4168 nt
Organism: Hippopotamus amphibius kiboko
Lineage: Eukaryota; Metazoa; Chordata; Mammalia; Artiodactyla; Hippopotamidae
Gene: SAPCD2
Product: suppressor APC domain containing 2
Exons: 6
Coding region: 1-1188 (395 amino acids)
Source: RefSeq, a predicted model, not a curated record
AUGGCCGGAGCCGCAGUGGCCGAGCCGGGCCGCGGGCCGCCCCCCGCGCCCGCGCCCGGCACGCAGGGGCUGCCGCGCGCCUUCCUGCAGAGCCUGCGCACCCUCUUCGACAUCCUGGACGACCGGCGGCGCGGCUUCGUGCACCUGCGCGAGAUCGAGUCGCGCUGGCAGGGCGCCGACGCGCGCGAGCUGCCCCGCGGCGUGCUCGAGGGCCUGCGCCAGGUGGCCCCGGCCAGCGGCUACCUGACCUUCGAGCGCUUCGUGGCCGGCCUGCGCACCUCGCUGCUGAGCGCCGACGGCGGCCCGCGGGCCCCGGCGCGCGCCCCGGCCCGGGGAGGCUGCCCGGCGCGGCCCGGGGACCGGCCGACGCCGCCGCAGCGCCUGGCCUUCGCGCCGGCCGACGAGCCGCGGACCGUCCUGGAGAGGAAACCCCUGCCGCUGGGCCCGCGCCCCGCGCCGGCCGGCCCCGGCGGCGCGGCCCGGAGCCUGGAAAAGCUGUGCGGCCCGGCCGAGGCGACGCCCGGCGCGGCGGAGCCCGCGCGGCCCCAGGGCGCGGCGCUGGAGCGGAGCCCGAGCGCGGACGCUGGUGCAGGUGCCUGCAGGGCCCGGGACCUCGGUGUGGGGGAUGCCCGGUGGGGCCCUGGUGCCCGAGGGGGACGUCGGAGACACACCCUCACCAACGGUGUGGACUGCGACCUGCUGAAGCAGGUGAAGGAGCUGGGGCAGGAGCAGGAGGUGCUGCUGCAGGGUCUGGAGAUGAUGGCGCGGGGCCGGGAGUGGUACCAGCAGCAGCUGCAGCGGGUGCAGGAGCGCCAGCGCCGCCUGGGCCGCGGCAGGGCCAGUGCCGACUUUGGGGCUGAGGGGAGCCCCCGCCCGUUGGGGCAGCUGCUGCCCAAGGUCCAGGAGGUGGCCCGGUGCCUGGGGGAGCUGUUGGCCGCGGCCUGUGCCAGCAGGGCUCUGCCCUUGUCCUCCUCGGGGCCCCCGGGCCCCGCCCUGGCCCCCGGCUGGCAACAGCAGACCAUCCUCAUGCUGAAGGAGCAGAACCGGCUCCUCACCCAGGAGGUGACUGACAAAAGCGAGCGAAUCACACAGCUGGAGCAGGAGAAGUCCGCCCUCAUCAAGCAGCUGUUUGAGGCCCGUGCCCUCAGCCAGCAGGACGCUGGGCCCCUGGACUCCACCUUCAUCUGACUGGCCCGGGCACGGACAUGGGGCCUCACGGCCUGGCCUGGCACGCAGCCCUGGGCGGGCAGGCACUUCCUAGAGCCCCACCUCAGAGGCGAAGGUGCCCUGGCCAGCCCAAGCACCACUCUCCCUCCUCCCUUCCAAUCUGGGCUCCCCCAGCCCCAGGAUGUUCUGAGACCCCAGACACUGACUCCAUCCUGGUCUUGGGGCUGACCUGGGGUGGGACGCCAUGGUGCCAGCACACCGCCUGAAGCUGCUACUGCCACUGUCAGUGGACAGUGGGGGACACCCUCCUCAUGUUUGCAGAUGUCAGGCAGCCCUGGGCAGUCCUGCCCCCUGUUUGCUGCUGGCCUGUCUCCUCUCCCACCUGGGGUCUCCAGUAAAAGGCACUGAUUGCACUAGGCUGCAUUUCCAAGAGUGGCCAGGAGAGGGCGCGACAUGCACUGUUGCCUGUGGCGGGAGAGCCCCCACCGUGGUGUCUCAGAUGGGGCCUGGGGUGGGGGACCCUGGGGUGGGCGGGGACACCUGCAGGCCCAGUGGGUGGUUGGCCCUGGGGGUCCCUCUCUCAGGGCUAGGGGGCUGUCCCUCUGCUGGGAGCAGAUGGAGGGUGGCCUCUGGCCAGGCGGGGGGUCUGCUUGUAUCCAGUUCCAGGGGAGCCCCCAGGGCAUGGUGUUUGGGGUUUGCUGGAUUCACACCUGGGCCAGCACUGGCCUGCUUGCUCCUCCUCACGGACCUGAGAUGCCAAACAAAUGGGUUGGCUGUCACCCCUCCUGAGCUAGACUCCACCAAGCACCUGUGACCCAGGCCCAGAGCCUUGGGCCUGCCAGGUAACCUCGCCAAGGCUGUGAUCACCAGGGUGGCUCAGGUGUACCCCUCCCUGGGGAGGGCCCUGUCCCCAGGAAGGCUGUCAGCCUGGGCCUCCCAGGCAUGCCCCAAGAGGCCUUGUAGGCCCAGCGGCCUUACCAGGCCCCCCCCAAGCAGAUCCGAGGUCCCUCAGGUAUGGGAACCUGCCACACCCUCCACCCCCCACCCCCAGCUUGGCCCGGGGUCUGGGUCACGGGAAAGGGGCCGCAGGGCUCAGGAGGAGGCUGGCAGCCAUCCCGUCGGGGGUCGUUCCGUGUGUCCGGCGCCAGGCCUGCCCUAAGGGAGAUACUCUGCUGGGCUGGGCCUGUGACCACCCCAGGAGGGGCUCCGUGCUCCCCACUGCUGCCCUCCCCCCGCCCCAAGCUGAGAACACAGCUGGCAUCACAGGCAGGCUGUGUGGUCAGGGGCUCGGGACACGGGGCGCACACGUAUGGAGCCCAGGACCUGGGGCCUGGAGGGGUUGUGCACACAGCCCUGGGUGGUGGGGGGUUGACCACAGAGGAGGGGUUCAGGGUGCAGGCAGCAGUUCCCCGCUGGGCCCAGCUCUGCCACGCGGCAGCGACCUGGCCAGAGACCCUCCCUCCACCGCUCUCAGGGCCAGCGGGGUUGGGGGCAGGGUAGGCAGCUGUCCCAGGGCAGGCCCUAAGUGGCCCAGCACGCAAGCUGCUCUCCUUGGAGGGUGGGGGUGGGUUCUUCUGGGGGCUCAAGCACCCUUUGACCUAGACCUGGGCAGGCUCCCUGGGAUGGGGGGCAGGAAGGGGAGCGGGUCCUGACCGGCCCGGGACUUGUGCAGACCUGCAGCACGGAGACCCCCGAGCCUGCCAAGGAGGGACCCUCCCAGCCAUCAAGUGGGGGCCACCCACCAGCACCUCCCCGAGCCCGCCCCUUUCCUGGUUCCCCCUCCCCCACCAUCCCAUGACCCGUCCCCCCACCUGCCCAGUCCCUGAGCCCACCCUCACCGGGAGUCUCUCUGUUCAAAGGCCCUCCAAACACAGCCCUGCACAAUUCCAGAGCUGAAAACUGCCCCUCCCCUGCUUCUAAUCCUGCCUUCACCCCUUCAUGACUCAGGGCGGGCCUAGGCCCCAGCCUCCAGCGCUGCCAGCAGCUGGGCUGUCCCGCCUCCGGGCUCUCCAAGUGCUGCUGCAUCCCCGGGAACACACGCUCCCGGCUGCACCGGCCCAGGUCUCUACCGUGGAUACAGAGGGAGCAGACCUGCAGAGGCCUUUGCCCUGAGGGUGUCUGCUUUCUCCCUGAGGUCUUCACAGAACUUGGGAGGCAGGACCAGAACCCAGUGUUUGCCCCAGGGGUGCCACCCACAGAAGGUGAGCCCUUCAGCCGCAAGGUGAGUGUGGAAGGAACCUGCGACUCAGGGUGAGGCCUCUUGUGGCGCUGGCUUCCCCCGCAGGGCGGAAGGUGCAUCCUCUUCACUUGCAGCCUGAAAUCAGGCGGCCUGUGUGGCCCUAGAGACCCUAAGGGGAGAACUAUAAGUGCCCCAGGUUGGCAGGGCCCAGGAGGCUGGCAGAAGCAAAACAUCCUCGCUACAGCAGCGAGUGUUUCUCAGCCACGCGGGGGGGCGUUUGGGGCUGGGGUAAGUCUUGGGAGCUGUCCGUGCACCGUAGGGUGUUUCGCAGCAUCCCUGGCCUGUACCCACGAGAUGCCAGCAAUGCGCGUGCGUGCACGCGCACACACACAUACACACACUCAGUUGUGAUGACCAAAACAUCUUGUGCACGCUGCCAGGGUCCAGGGGUCAGAGUCUCCCGUCGCUGAGGGUCUUUGCUCUGGAGCAGGGCAACUCUGCCAGGCCUCAAGGAUUUCCUGGAGGCCAAGUUCCAAGGAGAAUGAGCAUCUCCAUCUUUAAAAACUUUUCACAAAUACCACAAGGAAAGAAUCUACUAUGAGAGCCAGCAGAAACAGCAGAUUCUGUAGCCACUUCAGAUACAGGAAUAAUCAGAGAACACAAAAUGACUGUUUUGUAUGCCUGAACAAAUAAAAGAUCCUUGAAAGCAUGAACAAGGAACCGUCUUUAUAGUUUCUUGUUCUGUUAAAAAAAAAAAAAGUAUAAUCUGUUAUUCUACAAAGGCGACCAAUAGCAUAUGAAAAAGAAUCUAAUAGAACUAGA